AUGUGGGCUCAAAACAACACUGCUCGAACUUGGGCUAAUUUCGUCCACAAAGUUGAUGAGAAUUUUAUACCACAAUCAGUGAAAAAUGUUAGAGAAAGAGAUUUUAUGAAUCUUACUCAAGGCACAAUGGCGGUGGCCCGAUAUGAAGCUCGUUUCAACUAUCUAAUUUGCUAUGCUCCACAUUAUAUGAACGAUAAAACUCGUAAGGUACGCAAGUUUGUGGAAGGACUAAACUUAGAACUUCGUUUGGCUAUAAUUUCAUCGGAUGCAACAAGUUAUAGCACGACAAUUAAUAAUGCGAUGCGUGUCGAGUUGAAAAUGCGAGAGUUGAUUCAAGUCGAAGAGCAAGCGAAGAUAACUAAAUUUACCACCUUGAGAGGAAACCCAAGUCAAAAUUCCUUUUCAGGUCCAAAAUACCCGAGAUCGAGUCAAGGACGUUUUGCAAAUCGUAAUCCAAUGCCAAAUCGGGGCAGCACUCCCCCUCAUCCAGCGAUGCAAAUGAAGCGGGAUCCUUACCUAUCACAAGGGCGAAAAGGAAAGGCUCCAAUGGAGAAACAAAGCAAGCCUAAAAUCCAUGCCCAUGCUUACGCACUUGCUAGGAUGGACGUGACUCGGGCCAAAAGCCGUUGUAGAAGAGCAUGCCCAACAUUUAAGGGUUGUACUAGAGACUCUCAAGGAAAACAAACUAUACGCGGCAUGAAUGUGGUGUCUAAAGAUGGGAUUAAGGUUGAUCGAUCAAGAAUCGAAGCAAUAGUAAACUGGAAUAGACCAGAAAAUGCUACUGAACUUCGAAGCUUCUUGGGUUUUGCGGUCUACUAUAAAAGAUUUGUCAAGGAUUUCUCUAAAAUAGGAACGCCUUAA
Erythranthe guttata (spotted monkey flower) is the source of this 861-nucleotide messenger RNA. Lineage: Eukaryota; Viridiplantae; Streptophyta; Magnoliopsida; Lamiales; Phrymaceae. The record is from RefSeq and is a predicted model, not a curated record.